Penicillium antarcticum is the source of this 504-nucleotide messenger RNA. RefSeq lists its product as uncharacterized. The transcript is spliced from 2 exons. Lineage: Eukaryota; Fungi; Ascomycota; Eurotiomycetes; Eurotiales; Aspergillaceae. Gene Ontology annotation, molecular function: protein binding. The record is from RefSeq and is a predicted model, not a curated record. The coding region runs from base 1 to 504 and encodes 167 amino acids.
AUGAUAACGCCAGACCCGACAAUGCGAAUGGCAUCCCUCAACAACCGGUCAAAGCUGAUGACCCUCCCAUCAGAACUCCACAUCCAAAUAAGCACAUACCUCUCCUACCCAGACGCCCUAGCCCUAAAACACAGCAGUCGCCAUUUCUACUCAAUAGUCUAUACAGGCGUGCAUCUCAAAGUGGACUGGUUGCUCGAGCGAUUUGAGCGCAAGCUCGAAUGUCCCAUGGAGAAAUGCUCGUUCCGCACUGAUGAAUCUUUUUGCAAUGAGCGUGUUCGUCGCAUUAUGGAGCGCCGUCGUUGGCACCUUGAGUGUCGUCGGUCUAGGGGUGGUUGUGUUGUUGUUGAUGGGGGAACUUGUCGGACGGAUUUGAUGCCUACUUGGUUUAGGAUGCAGGGGAAGAGGAAGGUUGUUAGGGUGCUUGGGGUUUGGGGGAAGGAAGCUAUUCUCGUUGGUGCUAUGGCUCUUCUGUUGAAUUUGCUGUGGCAAUUCUAUCGGGGAUGA